This is a messenger RNA of Cylindrotheca closterium, 1917 nucleotides long. Lineage: Eukaryota; Bacillariophyta; Bacillariophyceae; Bacillariales; Bacillariaceae. The record is from the annotation of a GenBank genome assembly.
AUGAAGCGGUCAUCUACUAAACCAGAAGAGACUUCACCCAAUCAAUCCAAACAUAACAAGCGUAGCAAUUACAAUAAAAACACAAAGGGAGCAAAGAAGAACAACAAAAGCAAAGAAACUAUUAGAACGGGAAAGAUUGGCAGCUUUCUGAGUCAGAAAUGGUCUGAUGAGCUUCUUCUUGGCAAUCUAUCGCUCUCGACUGUUCCAACUGUUGCAACUGAUGAUGCAGCAAUAGCAAACCUAGAUUGUAUUGCUCGUUUUCUUGCUGAUUAUAGGGCCAUGUUCACCUUGCAUGCUCAGGCCCAACAAGAAAGCAACAACGACCAUAUGUCGCCGCUUCAGCCUCAUUCUCGGACUGCACACUACAUUCCAACCAUUCAAGAAUUCGCUAGUACGCAAAUUGACCGCCAAUCGGCAGGGUUGCGAACUAACACAACCACCCAAACCACUGAUGGUAUGGCAAAGAUUGUCAAUGCCCAUACCCAAGCCUUGGAGGUGGCUAUGGAUCACGUCGAUUCCUUUCAAGCAACUCGAUUUGUUCGUGUUGCUCGUGCUGUUGAUGAUGACGAUAAUGGCAGCAAUACGGAUCACCUUGUUCCAUCAAAGCAAAGCCUGUGCCAAUGGCAUGGUAUUUUGUAUUCCUAUUCCUCCUCAAACAAGAAGCAAGCAUCACAAGCAUCAAAAAGUCAAGUUCACACCACAUCUACUGUAGCAAGACUGCCUCCACCAACACCCUUUCGAACAGGGAGGGUGAGAGCCGGGAGUACACACUUUUGCCCGCCUUCGGAGAUUGCUGACGAGUUUCAACAAUUCCGAAAGGGAAUGAUUAAUAUCUGCUAUCAGUGGGAAGAGCGAAUAUUCUCCAUGUCCAGCACAAUUGCUUCAUUGACCAAUAGGCUGUCUCCGCAACACGACUCUAUCUACUUUUCUGCGGGAGUGACGGCCAUGUUCUUGUACGGUAUUGUAGAUAUUCACAUGUUUUCGGACGGGAAUGGUCGACUGGCUCGAAUUGGAGCGAAUUGGAUGCUGAAACGAACCUUGGGAUUACCAUUCACUAUUGUCAUUGCGUCCAAUCCACAGCAACGAAGGGAAUAUAUCGAAGCUGUGCAAAAAGUACGAUCAGCCGUGAAGCAAGCGCAGGAAGAGAAACAGAAGAAAAACCAUUCGAAACCAAAGGCAAAGAGACCUGCACUUCCCAAAACUGGCAUCUUUGAGCCUCUUGCCCGUCUCCUUUUGGAUCGCAUGGCUCACGCCGUUCGAGAAUGCCAACGGAACGUCGAGGAGAAAUCGCGGGCGUCUUUGAUGGAAGAAGGGGAUCGGUUGGCUCGUCUGGCUCGAGAACGAAUGGCUUCAGGGGCAUGCGUCAUUUGCUUGGAUGAAAAUCCAAAUAUCGCGACUCUAUGCUGUGGUCAAGCAGUGCAUUUGAAUUGCUUCGCGGAGUGGUUGGCCAACCAUUCUACUUGCGUCUAUUGCCGGAAACCCUUCCAGUCGCUCCAGGUCCAACGGCCACUCCCACCACCACAGAGGGCUGCUGCUGCAGAAACAACCACUUACGAGACAACUACGGAUGAUAGUGACGAGGACGAAACAUCGACCAGCGAAACAACUACCCAUGACAACGAUGAGACUGAAACAACAACUAUUGAUGUUGAUGAAGACGAGACAUCCACUCAUGACACAACAGCAGAAGACACAACCACCUUUGACACCUCGGUAGACGAAAGUGUGACCGAAGACACAACGGAUGAAACAUUUGACGACACCUCCGAUGACUCAACCACAUCUCACGUGCACCAACACUCCGAACGAUGCGGGAGAUGCAACAACAAAGCAGCUGUAGACUGUGUUAAUCAAAUGUGCGGACGAUGUUGUGUCUUGGUUGGCGAAUAUCAGUGCCAUCGGCAUGGCACUGCGUAA